GUGAGCUAAACACUUUGAGAGUGUGAGGAUUUUUAUUUGCUAACUUUGUUAAGUGUUUCAAGAUGUUUGGACUUCUCAAGAAAUCAAAACCACUACAAGAUGAUGUCUACUUUCCUUUUAAAACUAUUGUUGAAAAGAAGCAAUUGAUUUUUGACAAGAGACAGUUUGCUUCUAAUGAAUUUGAUUUUGUGCAAAAACAAAGGAAGAGAGAAAACAGGUCCAAUGAUGAGAAGUGGGUCAGAAGUGGUGAUCGUCUCUUCACCAAAACCAAGAGAAGCAACCGUGUAGUGCUUGAUCAAAACGAGCUUCAAACUUAUGCUAGUUUGGAGAAGAUGUUGCAUAAGGCAAUUCAUGCUAUCCGACAGCUCAAAAGGAAGGGAAACACCAACACUUCUUCGGCACCAAAACAACAAUGUAAGUCUUCUUAUCUUUCAAAUUCUGAUUUGAAAACUAAUGAGAUUUCUUUUGAUAAAAGCAAAGCUGUGAAACCCACAAGCAAAGCUCAUUCCACCAGGUGCUUCAAAUGCCAUAGGAUCGGUCAUUAUGCUAACAAGUGUCAAAAGCAAAAACCGUUGGUGACUUUGGAGAAUGAGAACCUUGAAACCGAGCCAGAAAAGGAAGAGCCUUUGCCAAUUCAAAUACCGGACCAAACUCAAGAUUUGAGGACAAAUCUUUUUGAAGAGGAAGGGAAUGAUGUGCCCUGGUUCGUGGAUCAGUCCAUUGGAGCCAACCAGCAUGGAGAUCAGGACGUUCUGAACAAUUUGACCGAGGUUCGUUCAUCCGACCGUACCGAUCAGACUGACCAAGCCGUUCCGCGUGCGUCCCGAUUGGAGCUUCGGCUGGAACCACGUCCAGACGACCUAACCGACCGAACCACAGCCCGUCUUCCCCAACCAACUCGACAUUCUAAAACCCACGGUCGAGCCAGACUUAGCUUGGGUCGUGAAGAAACCAAAGACGGACAUGCAUUCUUAUCUGGCGGACCAUCCGGACAGUCCCGCAAGCGUCCUUAUCUUUACCCCGUGCAUCCAUCUGGUUCGGAUGAACCUGGACAUCUUGACUAGUCUUCUCCAUUUUCCGUGCCUUGACCAGAUCUAGUCUUCUCCAUUUUCCGUGCCUUGACUAGAUCUAGUCAAAUUUAUAUUUUCUAUGCAUUGUUUUCCUACAUUUCUAUUUAUUAUCUUUGACUACAAAACACUAUAAAUAUGUAGUCCCUUUGAUGAAUAAAAGCAGUUCAUUUUAGUUGUUUAUUUUCGAUUCUUCUUUUCUCUGAGUGAGAGAGAGAGUUCUUAGCUAGUUCAUCGGUUUGAACCGGCUUGUUGAUUUGGUGGUCAGCCAAUCAUCUUUUGUGUCGUUUGGUGGUUAGCCAACACACCUUCAUCGUUUCUUAGGUGGUUAGCCUUAGAUCGUGGUAUAUCAAGAGUCAUUCCGCAUCUCUUGACGAUCCAUUCAUUCCAUUCCAGUUCCAGAAGUGCCAUCGCCUUCUCGGUUCAUAUCAAACACCCGGCCAAAGCCAUCCUUCCCGUUUUGGGCGUAUCACCACCCGUUUAGCCGGUACGUCUGAUCGGCUCGGCAGAGGAGACAACGGCCUUGCCGUUUGGUUUCUUCUUCUUAGGAUCGCCGGAGACAUCUGUAGCAAUAGUGACACCUGUUUGGCCGUCUCGUUUGACCGGCUCGGUGGAGGAGACAACGUCCUUUACGUUUGGUUUCUUCACGAUGAGAUCGGCGGAUACAGGGGAUUUGGUGCUGGAAUCCAUCGCUUUGGUCGGUCCGGCGGAGGAGACGACGUCUUUUCUGUUUGGUUUCUUCGAGAUAAGAUCGCCGGAAAUAGGGGAUUUUUUGUUGGAAUUCAUCGACUGAGAGAAUAUUUUUGUAUUUAAUAAAUCUGAGAGAAUAAGAGAGUUAUAAAGAAACUUUGAGGGGUGAAGGCGAAAGGAAGCAACAAAUGAGAUUUUCGGAGGAUUCAUUGAACAGAGAUGGAGUAGUGUGUCGAUUGAUCGCCGUUCCGUUGAAGAAGUGGAAAAGACGAAGCUAGGAGAUAGAAGAGGAAACUACGGAUCGAAGAGAUCGACGAUCCGCUCAAAAGUGGAGAUGUCGAAGGAAAUCAUCGACACAGCCUGACGUGCUAGGGUUUCUCUUGGACUGGGCUUUUGGACCAAUAAUAAUUCACUUCACGUAUCAAAAAAAUAAAACAGCCCAACACCACCCAAAUCCGGUGUGACGUGGCAAAAAGAACCCACCACAUUGGAUGAUUUUAAUUGCCGACGUGGAGGGUCUAUCUGUUGCUUGUAUCGAGCUUUUACUUAUUGUUUGAUGUCACAAUUCAUUUGCAGAGAAGUCCUUCGUGGCUUAACAAACCUAGCAUAUUGCCACAGGGUCAGAUAGAAACCAUCCUUUGUGAUUAGAAACAGCUUAUGGAAUACUCCAUCUUUACUGUAUCUCAAGGGCAGCUAAAAAUUCCAUUUGCCCAACUUUUUACGGAUAAUUAAAACUUAUUUGAUGUUUGCUGACAAAUCUUCUUCCUGUUUUUGCUUUAUUUAGGUGGGAGUUAACUAAUG
Brassica napus (rape) is the source of this 2558-nucleotide messenger RNA. RefSeq lists its product as uncharacterized. The record is from RefSeq and is a predicted model, not a curated record. The coding region runs from base 63 to 1064 and encodes 333 amino acids. The transcript has 2 exons. Gene Ontology annotation, molecular function: nucleic acid binding; zinc ion binding. NCBI's taxonomy places the organism in Eukaryota, Viridiplantae, Streptophyta, Magnoliopsida, Brassicales, Brassicaceae.